AUGCCGAAGCGAAGGAAGCCGAGUCAGCAGCAGCAGCAGCAGCAGCAGCAUCUGCCACGGCAUCCCGCACUGUCAGAGCGGAGCGAGCCCGGAGACGAGGACGACGAGAGGCCCGUUGGACCACCCAGCCUUCUGGGCCCACCCCCCAUGGCUAAUGGAAGGCCUGGUGAUCCCAAGUCAGCCUUUCACAGGGGUCCUCCAGGAGCAAGGGGACCAGUGAUUCCACCACUGCUCAGUCUCCCGCCUCCUCCCCGCGGCAGAGGCCGCACGCGGGGAGGCCUUGGUCCUAGGUCUAGCCCAUAUGGUCGUGCUUGGUGGGGUCUCAAUACUGAACCUCCUUUUCCUGGGCCGGGCCAAGGGGGUCCCUUUAGGGAAAGCUUUCACAAAGAGCCAAGAAAUCCACGAAGGCCCAAGAGCUGGUCUCUUGUCAAGAACACCUGUCCACCUAAGGACGGCCCCCAGAUGAUGGAAGACAAGUCCGACCGCCCUGUCUGCCGACACUUUUCUAAAAAAGGCCACUGUCGCUAUGAAGACCAUUGUGCCUUCUACCAUCCGGGUGUCAAUGGACCCCCUCUGUGAGACUGUGCCUCCCCACCCCCCGGGCUGGAAGGAGCCCUCCGACCUAGUGGCCGUGCGCUCUCUGUGGCCCCAUCAUAGCUACUUGAAGGCCCUUCAUCACCUUCAGUGACACCCCAUUCAUCACCUCCCCCAUCUGGGUCCAGAAUGUGAUCUCCGCUGGUGAGCUGCUCACCGUCCUCUGGUCCAGGCUGUAGACCUCGGACCCGUCCUGCUCCCACUGCCUCCUGGAUCUUCCCCUCUGCCAAACGGCCGCUGAACAGGAAACCUUUGGUGCUGUUGUUUGUGCGUCUGUCCAUCUGUGCCCAAGUGUGCCUGAGAACCCUGGCGCACUGUCCUCCAGCUGCCGGUUUUAAGUCCUUCCAUAUAAAACCUUAGUGUUUGCAGCCGCCAGGAAAUGCACCAGGCCAUCUGGCCUCGGGGGUCACAUCUGAAUGACUGGUACAGACUUGCUCCCUCAACAGCCUCCCCCUGCUUCUGGCACCCUAGUGUCUGUCGGUAGCAUGAGCCCCAGCGCUAAGGCUGUGGUCACUGUGCUUUGUGAAAGUGUGCCUCCAUGUGUAGCCUUUCUCGGAGUCUGUGGCAUUUCUGUGACUUCCCAGCACUAGAGUAAAUUUUUUUGUUGAAUCAUGCGAGGCCCUUGGUGCCCUCUAGACUUCACCUGCCUCCCAGCUCGAGAGGAUGUGAGACGGCCUCCCUGUUACACCCUCCCUCCUGGUGUCAGUUAUUGUGAAUCUCACCCAGUGGUGUCUUGUGAGGCCUCAGGCGGGUCCCCCUGAGGGGACCCCGCCUGCCCUGUCAUUGUGAGGCCGUCAGCCCUUUGAUUUGAAUUCUGUGACUUCGAUGGCCUUUGCCUGUCUGGGUAGAACCUGAAAAGUACUGUCAUCUCUCGGACCCUCUUCCUUACAUCCUGGCACGGGUUGUUUUCUGUGAAAACGACAGUGCACAUGUUGGGUUUUGAACAGGACCUGAAGAAGUGGGUCAGAGGUGUAUGGGCAAGAGGAGAGCUGAUGGAGUGCUGAGAAUGAUUCUUUUUCUUUUUAACUUUUUUUAUAUUAGUAAUAAACACAGUGGAAAGCGUA
Psammomys obesus (fat sand rat) is the source of this 1658-nucleotide messenger RNA. It is a transcript of the gene Prr3, whose product is annotated as proline rich 3. Gene Ontology annotation, molecular function: RNA binding; metal ion binding. The record is from RefSeq and is a predicted model, not a curated record. The transcript has 4 exons. Lineage: Eukaryota; Metazoa; Chordata; Mammalia; Rodentia; Muridae. Bases 1 to 579 code for a protein of 192 amino acids.